This is a messenger RNA of Pleurotus ostreatus (oyster mushroom), 849 nucleotides long. RefSeq lists its product as uncharacterized. The coding region runs from base 1 to 849 and encodes 282 amino acids. The record is from RefSeq and is a predicted model, not a curated record. NCBI's taxonomy places the organism in Eukaryota, Fungi, Basidiomycota, Agaricomycetes, Agaricales, Pleurotaceae. The transcript is spliced from 4 exons.
AUGUCCUCUCAAGCUUCUGCCACCAUCACUGGGCUUGCUGUAUUGGAAAACCCUCGCUUUUACGACACCAAACAAUCCAACUCAUUUGUCUUUGAUGCACAAUUCUAUCUCGCUCCCCAUGUCACGCUGGUAGCGCAGCUGCGGUACUACAAUGCUAAAGGAGAUCAUUUCGAUCCAAUGGGGCAGUAUGUAGUUUGCUCGACGAUCGCCAAAACUCAGAAAGGCGCAAAAUUAGGUAGCCUUGAUAUCAAACCGGAGGAAUAUCAUGUUGUUGGGGACAUCAUCUGGCUCAUUCGUGUGUCAGCAACUAAGCAGCAACUUCGUAACCGGCCUUGGAUCUCAGUCUCGGGAGCAGCGAUUAUCCCCUCAAAAGAUAGCGGCACUUUCCAGGUGAACGCUGUGCAGUUCACUCAUGCCAACCGCAACACGGGUCACCCGUCCACAAUGCCUAUUGAAGCCAUGUUUCCCGACACACCCCGCUACGCGAAAAAGCCCAUUCCCAAGCCAAACACCUAUGUGACCCUAGGCGGCUUUCUCUCGCGAUACACCAAAAAAAACAACAUUCCUGAUCGCUUCUACAUUGAAGUGGAUCAUGUUGUUUUCCUGGGGUGUUCGCAGAUUCCCGUUGAAACACCUGGAAAAUCUCCAUUCGAGGGAAGUUGUCGCAAACGCAAGCAAGGACUCAAGUUUUCGUUUGACGAUGAUGAUGAUGACGACGACGACGAGAAAGACCUGGAGACUCCUUGCAAAAAGGCCAGAUUGUCCGGUGAUACUGGCUCCAGUCUCUUUGGUGGCAUGAAGCCUAUAACGGGGCCUUUGAAUUCAUUAUCCGACACUUCCUCUGAGUAG